CUGAUCUGAGUCGUCAUGAAUUCGUUCAUCACCAUCUUCUGCCUCUGUGCAUUAGCCGCGAAUAUUGCCGGCACAUUUGCUCAAAGAAGCGACGAUAAGGAUUGCCCAGGACCUUUGAAAUUCUACAGAGAUCUACGAUGCAAUCCCGUUUAUGUCUCUUCCACCGAUAAAUGUGCGGUCAAAUUUGACUGCAAAAGUAUUGAUAAUCGUUCACCAGACAAGUGCUAUUUUGGCGGUAAGGAGAUCAAGGUUGGGGAGGGACUUUCUGAUGAGGAUAGAGCUCCAUGUGAUCGGUGUACCUGUGUUAAAAGUGGAAAUUAUGCAAGAUUUGCUUGUGCGAUCGUUGAUUGCUACCGCCCAAAUCCUCAACCAGGAUGCUAUCAACAGCGAAACGCGACCCAGUGCUGCCCGGGGCUGUCUCUGAUAUGUCCUAACAAUCCACGAGACAUCCCCACGUGCGAAGUUGACGGUAAAGUUUACAAGGACGGAGAGUACUUUGAACCGGCUUCGGAGCCGAACAAAAGAUGCUUCUGUGGCCCUGGAUAUACUGGACGAAAUAUCGCUCCCUUCUGCACUUCGAAAUCGAGGGUUGAAUGCAGGACUGAACUCUACUACAGUAGGCAAGUUGCUGAGAGAUGUGCUCCUGUGUAUGAAGCCAAUCAAUCACCUCAAACAUCUUGCACAUCGAAAUUCAGAUGUCAAACACCGAGCGAUCAGGUCGUGCGGAUAGAUGGCCCCAAGCCCGAGGAGGUCUCAUGUAAAUUCGGCGAUCUGUCGAUGAAUUAUGGAGACGAGCUCAACAUGGGUGACGACGUGAAUUCAAAAUGUGUCAAGUGUCGUUGUGAGGUGUCACCUACGCCCACAUGCCAGCGUCUGCCCCGAGAUAAGUGUCAGUGAUUAUCUUCAGACACCUCGUCAAACAUCACGAUCACUAUUUUCUGAAUGCAUUCAUCGAUUUUUUUUUAUUUAUGAAUUCAUUGAUUAUGAGCUGAUAAUUAUGGAUGAAAUAAAGUUGUUGAACGUGACAUAA
Molecule: messenger RNA, 1030 nt
Organism: Diachasma alloeum
Lineage: Eukaryota; Metazoa; Arthropoda; Insecta; Hymenoptera; Braconidae
Product: kielin/chordin-like protein
Exons: 6
Coding region: 16-897 (293 amino acids)
Source: RefSeq, a predicted model, not a curated record